CUCCGACUGACAGUAACUCAAGAAAUGUAAACAAACAUCAUAAUUAGCUGCUUCACAGAACGUGCCUUUUACUGCACCAAAAGCUAAAAAUGUUUAAUAGAUAAUCUACAAAUCUACAAAUUAUUCUUCCCCUAGUGAUGGCGGCAAAGUGUAAUUUAUUUGCUUUUAGCCUUAAACCGAAGAAGAAAACUCCACCGGAACUCUCGCAAACACUGCCACUGCCGGUGCCGGUUGAUGGCGAGCCCUUGCCGAUAGAAGCCAUCUUUACGGGAUACACAAUUGAUGUCGUAAAUCCCGUCGAUAUACGGCUGCUAUGCUUAAAUGGAGGUUUCGGGCAGGGCAUGUUGUCUCGCGCAUUCCCGGUUUGCAUGACAAACGCGCGAGACGCGACACGCAAAAGGAAACGGCAUCUGCCCGCAUCGACGCAAGACCCGAGUGCUGGGAUGAUCGAGGAACCGCUCUGCUUAUUUUUAGAGGAAGCCUUCUUCCUGAUGCAUGUGUUGAACAUUUUGUGCCUUAAAGACACGCGCGGGAACACGAUCAGCGUUGCGCAGGCAUUUGCAAAGUUCCGGACAGUGAAGCGCAACUUCCUGGCAUGCUACUGUGCUUAUUUGUAUCUGAAGUCGAAAAAUUGGAUCAUUAAAAGUGGAAUCAAGUUUGGAGGAGAUUUUGUGAUUUACGUAAAAGGACCACAGUUUUAUCAUGCGUCCUACAUCGUACUAAUACAGGAAGUGUUCGAUGGCGCAGAUAUGCAAUCUUCCGCAGUCGAUGGAUUAGAUUUUCAAGGAUUUAAUCGUAUCGCGGAAACCACCGGAAAGGAUUUACUGUUCCUAGAGGUGCACUAUCCCUCCGCUCUUGAUCUGUCGGACGAUGCGGCCUGUUUGGAGCGGGUAAAAGACGUUCACGUUGCCGAAACGUUUACCAAGCAUCAUAAUUAUCUAGCAGCACGCAAUCAUGCUUAACAUGGAAUCUAUGUCUCAUGAAGCAAUCCCACAAAUCAUCCUAAAUUGUACACGGAAUCUUCUUAGUUGCAUCCAGUGAUGUAACGUCGGGAAAGUACCUUCUUACCCGGCGUGGUACUCAAUAGGACACGUGUAUUUAGCUUAGAUUGGUAUCUUCUGCACCACGGAUUUAGGU
Molecule: messenger RNA, 1137 nt
Organism: Anopheles coluzzii
Lineage: Eukaryota; Metazoa; Arthropoda; Insecta; Diptera; Culicidae
Gene: Tsen2
Product: tRNA-splicing endonuclease subunit Sen2
Exons: 2
Coding region: 138-962 (274 amino acids)
Biological process (GO): tRNA splicing, via endonucleolytic cleavage and ligation; tRNA-type intron splice site recognition and cleavage
Cellular component (GO): tRNA-intron endonuclease complex
Molecular function (GO): nucleic acid binding; tRNA-intron lyase activity
Source: RefSeq, a predicted model, not a curated record